GAUGUCAUUCUGGUUAACCUUUGGGCCGAAAAAGUCUUCCUGCGGUCCGUUGUAAUUACUCCAGAUUGUCACACUAGUAGUUUCACAGUCGUUCGUCGGUAAUUCGCUGGACAAAAUUGAAAGUGAGCUGCUUCUCGGCUAGUACUCAAGUUUGUUGAGCGUCAAUCUCAAUUCAGUGCAUAAGUGCGAAUAUAGGAGGCUUCGAUAGCGAACUUGAAUAGCAGUGCUCACUGCCAGACGGAAGCUGUUACAGCAUCGUUAGUGAAAAGUCGUGCAUUUCUUCGACUGUUCUUAGUGACAACGGAGGCUUGUUUGGUUUAGUGCUCUCAGCGAAGACUGUUUACUAUCUUUUGAGAUAUACAGUGUCUAGAAGUGAAUCAGUGCACCGGGAUAAGGAAUAAAUAGUCAUCGUUCCCUGAUUGCAGAAGAAUGGCAUCUACACACACAGGCCCAAUUCAACGGUUUAUCCAACAUGGAUCGCACAAGGGCAAAGGCAUCGCGGUCUUCACCAGUGGUGGCGAUUCUCAGGGCAUGAACGCCGCUGUCCGUGCCGUGGUUCGCAUGGGAAUUUAUGUGGGAUGCAAGGUCUACUUCAUUCGCGAGGGCUACCAGGGCAUGGUCGACGGUGACGACAAUAUCGUGGAAGCCAACUGGUCCUCGGUGUCCAGUAUUAUCCACCGGGGUGGUACCGUGAUCGGAUCUGCCCGUUGCCAGGAUUUCCGCGAGCGCGCAGGUCGUGUGAAGGCAGCGUAUAAUCUGAUCAGCCGGGGCAUCACCAAUCUGGUCGUGAUAGGUGGUGAUGGUUCACUGACUGGUGCUAAUCUGUUCCGGGUAGAGUGGCCCAGUCUGUUGGAUGAGCUGUUAACCGAUGGUAAGAUCACCCAGGAGCAGAGGCUCAAGUACAAGUGUCUGCACAUCGCCGGCAUGGUUGGUUCGAUCGAUAACGACUUCUGCGGCACGGAUAUGACUAUCGGAACGGACUCGGCACUGCAUCGUAUCAUCGAAGCCAUCGAUGCUAUCGUCAGUACGGCAUAUUCUCAUCAGAGAACUUUUAUCAUGGAGGUCAUGGGUAGACAUUGUGGUUACUUAGCUGUCAUGGCCGCUUUAGCUAGUGAAGCAGAUUUUGUAUUCAUUCCGGAAGAUCCAGUCUCCCACAGCUGGCCAGACAAAUUGUGUGACAAAAUCCUACAGGAACGAUCGGCCGGUCAGCGCUUGAACAUUAUCAUCGUGUCGGAGGGAGCUAUUGAUCGCGAGGGUAAACCAAUCACGGCGGAGAAAGUCAAGGAGGUGGUGGUGGAGAGGCUGAAGCAGGACACAAGAAUCACUGUGCUCGGUCAUGUCCAGCGCGGAGGAAACCCGAGCGCAUUCGAUCGUGUUCUGGGAUGCCGGAUGGGAGCGGAAGCCGUUAUGGCCUUGAUGGAAGCCGAUGAUAACACCGAACCAUGUGUAGUGUCGCUCGAUGGUAACCAAGCGGUUCGUGUUCCACUGAUGGAAUGUGUGCAGCGCACGAAGGCUGUUGCCCAAGCGAUGGCGGACAAGAACUGGGAUUUAGCUGUUCAGCUGCGCGGACGGUCCUUCGCUAGAAAUUUGGAAACCUACAAAAUGCUGACCCGGCUGAAGCCACCCAAGAGUGCCUUCGAUGAGCAAGGACAUGGUUUAAGCGGAUAUACGAUGGCUGUCAUGCAUAUAGGAGCCCCCGCUUGCGGUAUGAAUGCCGCUGUUCGAUCCUUUGUCAGAAACUGCAUUUACCGUGGUGAUACCGUGAUGGGUAUUCACGACGGUAUUGAGGGUUUAGUUGCCGGAAAUAUCAAAAAGAUGGAAUGGUCUGACGUUACCGGAUGGGUUGGCCAAGGUGGUGCGUUCCUCGGUACCAAGCGUACGCUCCCGGAAAACAAAUUCAAAGACAUUGCAGCUCGCCUGAAGGAGUUCAACAUUCAAGCUCUGCUCAUUAUCGGUGGUUUCGAGGCCUACCAUGCCGCGGGUCAGAUGGCGGAUCAGCGAGAUAACUUCAAGGAGUUCUGCAUCCCCAUUGUGGUUAUCCCAUCGACCAUUUCGAAUAACGUUCCCGGAACGGAAUUUUCCCUGGGAGCUGACACUGGGUUGAACGAGAUCACCGAAAUUUGCGAUCGUAUCCGUCAGUCCGCUCAGGGUACGAAACGCCGUGUGUUUGUUAUCGAAACCAUGGGAGGUUAUUGUGGGUACUUGGCAACAGUGGCAGGUCUAGCCGGCGGUGCCGACGCCGCGUACAUCUACGAGGAGAAGUUCUCUAUCAAGGAUCUGCAACAGGAUGUAUAUCACAUGGCAUCGAAGAUGGGUGACGGCGUCCAGCGUGGUUUGAUUCUGCGCAAUGAGAAAGCCUCGGAUAAUUAUAACACCGAGUUCAUCUACCGCUUGUACUCCGAAGAGGGCAAGGGAUUGUUCUCCACCAGAAGCAAUGUGUUGGGUCACAUGCAACAGGGUGGGUCACCAACUCCCUUCGAUCGUAACAUGGGUACGAAGAUGGCCGCCAAGUGUGUGGAGUGGUUAGUCGAGCAGCUGAAGGUCAACACCCAACCAGAUGGUUCUAUCAACGCUAAGUCGCCGGAGAGCGCCUGUCUGCUGGGUUUGGUUCGUCGCCAGUAUAAAUUCUCUCCGCUUAAGGAUCUGAUUGCAGAGACUAACUUCGAGCAACGUAUCCCCAAGCAGCAGUGGUGGUUGAAGCUUCGCCCUCUACUCAGAAUCCUGGCGAAACACGACUCAACCUACGAAGAGGAGGGUCUUUACAUUACAGUGGACGAAGAAAUGUCCACCGACUCCCCAGUCGCAUAAGCAGGUUAUUGGUAAUCCAUUUGAUUCGCGAUAUACGAGUGUAUCAAUGGAAAGAAACGAAAAACCUAUCAACCAACAACAAUAACAUCGGUAUUAGACUGCUUCCUAUCAGUUGAACAAGAGAGAUCGGAAACACAUAAAAAAGACGCGCAAAGUCGAAACCCAAAGAGAAAUACCUCAGAGCAACAAAACUAAUAUUUGUUAUCAAUGCAUGUGCGUGUGCUGUGUAUGAAUUUCGUUGCCUUCUUAUCGAAGCGUACGAAAUAGAAAAACCCCAAGACCAGUAGAUGCUCCCCAUCUUCUCCUUGAAACAAAAUAAACUAAAAACCUAUCUCAACACAUACAAAUAUACAUUGCCCCACAUAUACACACCCACGAUAGGAUAACAGAUCUAAGAUUAGUUUUUUGUUACAAUCGUUCAAUGCCAGUUUAUAUUGUGAGAGAGCUUUUAAUACACUGUUUACUUCCUCGGUUUUCUAAAGUCGACGGCUCACAGCUGUUAGCGUUUCGUGCCCAUCAUGACAUAUCUUUGAACAAAAUCUCACCAAAAAGUCACCUUAAUUUAACAACCAAACUAUUUAUUUGAUUGCUCUAUAUGUGUUGAAUAAUUUUCUUUCGUACAAAAGUAUUAUGUUAUUUUUAUUUUCCCAUUAUGGUCAUCAGAAGUUGAGUUUUUUUCAAUAUGAAUUAGCUAAAUAGAGUAAACUCUAAAUGAAGGCAAAAGCCUUCGAAAAAACGGUAUGAAAUUUUAGAUCGUGCAACAUAAAUAAAAUACUGUUACAAUGUCAA
This is a messenger RNA of Toxorhynchites rutilus septentrionalis, 3597 nucleotides long. RefSeq names its product ATP-dependent 6-phosphofructokinase (gene Pfk). Gene Ontology annotation, cellular component: cytoplasm; 6-phosphofructokinase complex. The coding region runs from base 430 to 2808 and encodes 792 amino acids. The record is from RefSeq and is a predicted model, not a curated record. Gene Ontology annotation, biological process: fructose 1,6-bisphosphate metabolic process; canonical glycolysis; fructose 6-phosphate metabolic process. The transcript is spliced from 7 exons. NCBI's taxonomy places the organism in Eukaryota, Metazoa, Arthropoda, Insecta, Diptera, Culicidae. Gene Ontology annotation, molecular function: AMP binding; ATP binding; fructose-6-phosphate binding.